CUAAAUUUUCCCUUCAUCAGUUGCAGCAGUUCCCAGUUCAUGAAAAAGUCGCGUUCAAUCACAGACGCCAUCGUUCUACGACAACUUUUGUAGGUUGAAAACAACAAAAGUUCGCCGGUUUCUUAAAACAUUAUUUGACGAAGAUUUUUGGAAAAUGACGAAUGAAAAUGGCCGGAACUCGACCCCACCACCUGGAGUUGAUGGAGAGGAAGAGCCAGUUUUGAAAUAUCCGAGACUGGAUCUUGCAAGUGUGUACCGCCGAUCAUCGUCAACCAAAUGACCGUCCCCUGCAUUCUCACACACUAUAGCCGCAGUGCCCACAUCAGGGGCACGGGGUAAAAAAAGGCCUUCUAAACCAUGUGCCUUGUCCGUUUUAAGGGACUUUUCGAUUACUGUAUUUAUACACCUAACCAUACUAUUUAUUUCCCGUUCAUGGUGCUCUCUUAUCGACCUUUCAGUUUUACAUCUUAUCGUUGUGCGUUCGCAAUUUAUCCAUGAAGUGCGGGAGCAUAUUGUCGAAACAAAUAUUAAAUUAUGAUAAUUCUCAAAAAUUUGUUCUUAAGUGAAACUUGAGAAAGUUAUUUUAAAAGACAGACAAUAUGCAAUCCACUGUAAUGGCAAACGUCACACCCUAAUCAUGUUUCUCUUUCAUUUGAAGAGGAAUAUGGUUAAAUCAAACGUGUUCUACCGAAUUCCUAAACACCUCUCUUUUGCAGAUGGAGGGCUGAGUGAUUAUCUCCCUGGACCUAUAAAAGAUUUAGACCAGACUGGACCUUUAACAGCCGGAUCUGGUGCCCGUCGAGAUAUGUAUGGAUCUACUCCUCCUCAACUGACUAGUGAACAGACAGAAGCUGUUAGUCGAGCGAAACGCUACGCAAUGGAGCAAAGUAUCAAAAUGGUUUUAAUGAAACAAACACUCGCUCACCAGCAGCAGCAAGCCAAAUCCCUACAACGCCACCAAGCCCUAGUUCUUAUGUGCAGAGUUUAUGUUGGAAGCAUAAGUUUCGAGUUGCGCGAAGAUACUGUACGACAGUCGUUCCAUCCCUUUGGACCCAUCAAAUCUAUUACUAUGUCAUGGGAUCCCAUAACUCAAAAGCACAAAGGAUUUGCCUUCGUUGAAUAUGAACUCCCUGAAGCCGCACAAUUAGCUCUAGAACAGAUGAAUGGCGUGGUGAUUGGAGGGCGAAAUAUUAAGGUGGGACGCCCAAGUAACAUGCCACAGGCUCAGCCUGUCAUUGAUGAGAUUAUGGAAGAAUCACGUCAUUACAACCGCAUUUUUAUUGCGUCAGUACAUCCAGAUCUGACAGAAGAAGAUAUUAAAAGUGUUUUCGAGGCAUUUGGUAAGAUCAAAAUGUGUCAGCUAGCUCAAGGCCCUGCUCCUGGAAAACACCGUGGUUAUGGUUUCAUUGAAUAUGAGACCACUCAGUCAGCCCAUGAUGCCAUAGCAUCUAUGAACAUGUUUGAUUUGGGCGGUCAACAUCUACGUGUGGGUCGGGCUAUAACGCCCCCUAAUUCGUCUGUGAACCCAAAUGCACCUCCUCCGUCUGGACAGUUGCCCACGCAGGCCGCUUUAGCUGCGGCUGCUGCAACUGCACGUAUUCAAGCUAUGGAUGCUGUUGCCGGUGCUUUAUCGGGAACUGGAGGGCUUCCUGGAUUAGCUGGUCUCUCUGCUCUUCUUAAUCCAACAUUAGCAACUGCUGCAGCUACCCUGACUACAGCUCUAGGUCUGACAUCACCUGCCCUUGCUGCCGCGGCGGCAGCAGCCUCCAAUUUAGCUAUACCUCCUCCGGGGCUGGCUAUCCCACAGCUCGGUGCUCCAGCUCUACCCCUGCGACCCUCAGUCGUCUCACCUGCUCGAUUAACAAGCCAACAUGUAGUAGCCAUACCACCACCUACCGUAGUGACUCCCGUUUUGGCCACUGGUGGUUUCAGCAAUACUCCACCCAUCCAGCAAAUUCAAAUGCAGCAAAUACCGAUAGCGAAUCCUCAGGAAAUUUUGCGGAAAGCACAGGAGGAAGCUAAAGUUAAGCAGCAACAAGAAGAGAUUAAGCAAAAACUGUUGGAUGAAGUUGAACCACAAACACUACAACAGCAAGAAAAUAUAUCAAUUAAGGGUCAGUCUGCUCGUCAUUUGGUCAUGCAAAAAUUGAUGCGCAAAGCGGAUUCUCGAGUCAUCAUACUUCGUAAUAUGGUUGGUCCGGAAGAUGUUGACGAAACUCUUCAAGAAGAAAUCACCGAUGAGUGUUCAAAGUUUGGGAAUGUUGAACGAGUGAUUAUUUAUAAAGAAAAACAAUCAGAUGACGAUGAUGCUGAAAUAAUCGUUAAGAUUUUCGUUGAAUUCACAGUUGGAACAGGAGCUGAAACAGCGCGGGACUCCCUGAACGGCAGGUUUUUUGCCGGUCGCAUGGUUCGAUGUGACAUUUAUGAUCAAGCUCUUUAUGAAUGUAAUGAUCUUUCCGGAUGAAUUUGAGUUUUAUUUAUCAUCUUCCAAUCGCCUCUUUAUUUUAUGGCUUCAAGUCUGACCUUUUGUGUUGCACUAACUCUGCAUAUUUCCUACUGUGUUUUCGUGUGUUAUUAUGACUGCCCUGUGGUUCGAGUAAGAAAUAAAAUAUUCUGUAGUCGCCAA
Messenger RNA from Daphnia pulicaria, 2626 nucleotides. It is a transcript of the gene hfp, whose product is annotated as poly(U)-binding-splicing factor half pint-like. NCBI's taxonomy places the organism in Eukaryota, Metazoa, Arthropoda, Branchiopoda, Diplostraca, Daphniidae. Gene Ontology annotation, biological process: alternative mRNA splicing, via spliceosome; mRNA splice site recognition; regulation of alternative mRNA splicing, via spliceosome. The record is from RefSeq and is a predicted model, not a curated record. The coding region runs from base 638 to 2464 and encodes 608 amino acids. Gene Ontology annotation, cellular component: precatalytic spliceosome; catalytic step 2 spliceosome. Gene Ontology annotation, molecular function: RNA binding. The transcript is spliced from 15 exons.